Molecule: messenger RNA, 999 nt
Organism: Dendronephthya gigantea
Lineage: Eukaryota; Metazoa; Cnidaria; Anthozoa; Malacalcyonacea; Nephtheidae
Product: adenylate kinase-like
Exons: 6
Coding region: 36-836 (266 amino acids)
Biological process (GO): ADP biosynthetic process
Cellular component (GO): cytoplasm; mitochondrion
Molecular function (GO): AMP kinase activity; ATP binding
Source: RefSeq, a predicted model, not a curated record
AAGUACUCCGCUGACAUGUGCAGGUCUCUUCAAACAUGGCGGACACAAUCAGGGUGUUAAAUGGCUGGUUGGGAAAACUUUAUGUUAAAUUUGAUCCUGGUAGAGGGAAACAUACGGCGCCGAUCGUUGAAGAUUUGAUUAGGAAAAGUGGUUUGUCUUCUACAUCGUGCGAUGCUGGAACUCGGGGUAUUCUUAUGGGUCCGCCAGGCGCUGGUAAAGGUACCCAGGCUCCAAAAUUGGCGGAGAAAUAUUGUGUCUGUCAUUUGUCUACGGGCGACAUGUUACGAGCUGUGGUUGCGUCUGGCUCUGAUCUUGGCAAGAAAGUGAAGGGGGUUAUAGAGAGUGGACAGCUUGUGAGUGACGAACUUGUCGUGGAAUUGAUUGAUGAUAAUUUAAGUAAACCAGAAUGUAGAAAUGGAUUUCUUUUGGAUGGUUUUCCCAGAACUGUCACCCAGGCUAAGAAACUUGAUGAGUUAUUGGAGAAACGUAAAGUCAAUCUUGAUGCAGUAGUGGAAUUUGCUAUUGAUGAUUCUUUACUUGUCAGGCGAAUAACAGGAAGAUUAUUUCAUAAGCCAAGUGGUCGAUCUUAUCAUGAAGAAUUUAACCCUCCUAAAGUGGCUAUGAAAGAUGAUAUAACUGGUGAGCCUUUGGUGAAGAGGUCAGAUGACAAUGCUGAAACAUUGAAAAAACGUUUGGAAUCUUACCACACACAAACGAGUCCGUUAAUUGAUUAUUACCGAAAACGAGGUCUCCAUCACAAGAUUGAUGCAGCAAAGUCUCCGGAUGAAGUCUACAAGAUCCUUUUGGACACCUUCAAACAAGCUAAGUCAAAAUAGAGUACCACACUGUAUGUAUCAAUGUAUCAGUGCCAAAUAUAUUUACUUGUGGUGAAGCUUUUUAAAAUACGGCUCAGUUGAGACACUUUGUUCAACUAACUUAUCAGGCUCAGGAAAUUUUAGGAUAAUGUUUUUCAUAGGAAAUAAAUUCUCAAUCAAUCAA